AUGGUUAAAGAAUUAAAUCGGUUUGUAGGAGAAUACGGUAUGCAUUUUUCAGUACUACCCGGUGGUCGUGUUGGUGUGUCGUUGGGUAUUUCACCAAGAUACAUUUAUCGUUAUGGGGAUAACGAUGGUGUGGUGCAGGUGGCAUACAUUGUAAAAACAGCUAAUGAUUUCUCUUUUGAAAUGACCAAAGAUUUAAAUAUAUGCUGGGGUUAG
This is a messenger RNA of Paramuricea clavata, 213 nucleotides long. The record is from the annotation of a GenBank genome assembly. NCBI's taxonomy places the organism in Eukaryota, Metazoa, Cnidaria, Anthozoa, Malacalcyonacea, Plexauridae.